This is a messenger RNA of Guyanagaster necrorhizus, 216 nucleotides long. RefSeq lists its product as uncharacterized. The record is from RefSeq and is a predicted model, not a curated record. The transcript has 2 exons. Bases 1 to 216 code for a protein of 71 amino acids. Lineage: Eukaryota; Fungi; Basidiomycota; Agaricomycetes; Agaricales; Physalacriaceae.
AUGCUUAGGGCUUACUGGAUCGAUCGGUCUCUUCUCGACUACGCGCAGCGCUCGUCGACUCCUUCCACUCUCAAUUCCUUUCAAGUAUUCAUAACACCUUCCCCACCACAGCCAACCCAAACGCCUGUCGCACAUUGUGCCAAGCCCGAUCUUCCCCAGGUCAACAUGCUCGAGAGCCAUGGAGAUUCGAAUGGUGAUGGAAAGAAUAGUGGAUAG